AUGUAGUUUAUAGGUAGUCCAGCAACAGUUAGCUAAAAAACUCCACCGAAUAUGACAGGCCACUUGCCUAAUUUACCUUCCAUGCGUGAUCCUGAUUUCAUGGAGCUGGUAUGGGAAAAUGGUGAAGUUCUCAUUCGAGGUUCAUCGUCGAAGAUAACUAAGACGAUUUCCCCGUUCUCGUCACAUUAUUUGUAUCGAUCGAAGUCUCGAAUUCGACUAAUCGAAGGGAAAACUUGUAACGCCAGUGGAUCAAAGGAUGGGGUUGCAGAUUCUACGUUAGCCGAUCCCAUAUCGGAUAUCUCCAGUGCUGUUCUGGGAUCCGAUAAAAGAUGUUACCAUAAACAAAGCGACUUGCCUAAACUCAUAGCAGACCACCAGGCACACGGUUCUUCCUUGAAGCAGCAGCAUGAAACUUGGGAUAUGGGAUCGAAGGAGGAGAAAGAUAAGGUGAACUUUUCCAUGUUCUUAAGCUCCGGUGCAACAAGAGCAAUAAGCAGUCAAGGACUAGCUGCAGGAGCUGAGGAUUUACGAGGCAAUAAUGUCAAAUCUUUGCCUCCAAGUGGUGAUCCCUUGGAAAACGAAGGGAAUUUAAUGGCUAAGAAAAUGAAGUCACCUCAAAAAGUGUCACAUCCGGAUGAACAAUCCGAAGCCGUUCCGAAUACGAGGUUACCUAAUGAGGUUCAUGAAUCCUCAACCUUAGCACCGGAUAAUACAGGUUUUAAGGGAAAUCCUGAGAAAAUGGUUGCAUCGUCUUCGUUGUGUUCGCGUGGUGCUUCAAACUGUCCAACAUACCCUUUGAAAAGGAGAUAUGAAGUCACUGAUCUCAGUAAUAAUACAGAUAUGGAAGAAGAACCAGAGGGAACGAGGGGAAGCAAAGGUGCUAAGGGAAAGAGAAAAACAGAAGUCCACUACCUAUCUGAAAGGAAGCGAAGAGAUAAAAUCAACAAGAAGAUGCGUGAACUGAAAGAGCUCAUACCAAACUGUACUAAGGUGGAUAAAGCUUCGAUGCUUGAUGAGGCAAUCGAGUAUCUAAAGACCCUUCAGCUUCAAGUGCAGGUGAUGUCAAUGGGAAAUGGGGUUUACAUGCCACCGAUGAUGUUCCCGUCGCCUUCAACAAUGCAACAUAUAAAUGCUCAACAUUUGGGUGGCUACUCUCCCAUGGCUGUUGGGAUGGGUAUGAGGCUGCAAAUGGGUGUCGGCUGCGGCGCUCCGCUGCAGUUUCCGACUUCACUAAUGCCAGGAGCAACGUUCACCUUUUGUAUCUUCGGCUGGUAG
Hibiscus syriacus is the source of this 1275-nucleotide messenger RNA. RefSeq names its product transcription factor PHYTOCHROME INTERACTING FACTOR-LIKE 15-like. NCBI's taxonomy places the organism in Eukaryota, Viridiplantae, Streptophyta, Magnoliopsida, Malvales, Malvaceae. The transcript is spliced from 6 exons. Bases 52 to 1275 code for a protein of 407 amino acids. Gene Ontology annotation, biological process: regulation of DNA-templated transcription. The record is from RefSeq and is a predicted model, not a curated record. Gene Ontology annotation, molecular function: DNA-binding transcription factor activity; protein dimerization activity.